CUUGUUUGGAUCUCUUAGAGAGAGGUUUGCGGCAAGAGUUAGCACCUCAGAUUGGGGUGAAACGAACUUACCUGCCUCCAGCCUGUUAUACAUUGUCUAGGGAGGAGAAGAUAAGAUUUUGUACGACAUUGUCAAAACUCAAGGUGCCAGAUGGGUACUCUUCAAAUUUGAGAAACAUUGUCUCCAUGCAAGAUUUGAAACUAUAUGGUUUAAAGUCACAUGAUUGUCAUGUAUUGAUGCAACAAUUACUACCUGUGGCUAUACGAUCUGUAUUGCCUAAAGAAGUGAGAUAUGCUCUUACGAGAUUCUAUUUCUUUUUCAAUGCCAUUUGUAGCAAAGUGGUGGAUGUGUCAAAAUUAGACAAAAUUCAAAGUGAGCUGGUAAUCACAUUAUGUUUGCUUGAGAAGUACUUUCCACCAUCAUUCUUUGAUAUCAUGGUUCAUCAGACGGUGCAUCUUGUUAGAGAAGUCCGACUUUGUGGACCUGUUCACUUUCGAUGGAUGUAUCCAUUUGAAAGGUUCAUGAAGGUUUUAAAGGGUUACGUUCAUAACCAUAAUCGUCCAGAGGGUUGCAUUGCUGAGAGAUAUAUUGCAGAAGAAGCUGUUGAGUUUUGCGCAGAAUUUUUAUCCAAAGUAGAUGCAAUUGGGGUUCCCAUUUCUAAGAACAUGACCGCUGAUGAUAGCAUCGGAAGACCUUUACCAGGGGAUAAGGUUACUGCUAUUGAUCGUGAAUUAUGGGAGCAAGCACACCUCUAUGUAUUAGAAAACACAACUGAAGUUCAACCUUAUAUUGAGGAGCACAUGGCUUUGCUGAAAAGACAGUAUCCUCAUAAUUCAAAAAAUCAAAAGUGGCUACAACUUGAACACAAUAGGACAUUCAUAUAUUGGCUUCGUGGGAAGGUUGUAGAAGAAUUGAGUGCCCAACAUAAUAUAUCUCACAACCUGAAGUGGAUAGCCCAGGGACCUUCCUUGGAUGUGAUAAAGUAUUCAGGCUACAUUAUAAAUGGUAGUCGUUAUCAUACAAAGGACCGUGAUAGCUCACGAGUUAGCCAAAAUAGUGGCGUUAGCUUAGUGGCAACAGCAAUGCAGGUUGCUAGUUACAAGGAUAAGAAUCCUGUGUAUGCGGAGAUGAGCUUUUAUGGGGUUAUUACUGAGAUAUGGCACCUUGAUUACAAUCUGUUGAAAAUUCCAGUGUUUAAAUGUGAUUGGGUUGAUAGCAAAAAGGGCGUAAAAGUGGAUGAGCUUGGUUUCACACUAGUCGAGCUUGGAAGGAUAGGCCACAAGUCUGAUUCUUUUAUUCUAGCUUCCCAGGCUAAGCAAGUUUUUUAUGUAGAAGAUCAACUUGAUUCAAGGUGGUCAAUUGUCCUUGAAACUCCUCAGCAUCGGUAUCUGUCCAGCGUGGAUGAUGAUCUCAAUGAUUGUUUUGUCGAGCCUCAGGGAUUUGAUAGAGUAUUGCCAGAAGUUGAAUCAUUAGAUGAAACCGACGAUCUUGUGUUACCUCCUGUGCGGGGAGAUUGUGAAGGAAUGUGGAUCGAUAAUUAGUGAUUAGUAGUCAAAAUAUCUCUAUCUUUUUGUAGAGGACAUAUGAGAUUAUUCUAUGUUGUUCUUUAAUUGUCAUAACUUGGUUUUCUCCCCCUCUCGCUAUAUGUUUGUUGAAAUGCUAAAAGUUAAUUUCUAAUUUUGUCAACUUGGAUAGAAUUACUAUAGAUGUCUGUGUUUAGUUUUUGACUGUUAUAUGCUUUUAACUUAUGCUUGUACUUUUUGCUAGUUUCUUUUAUUAUUGUCUCUAUAAUCAUCAUAUCUUAUUUUCUUUCAAUU
Molecule: messenger RNA, 1817 nt
Organism: Rhododendron vialii
Lineage: Eukaryota; Viridiplantae; Streptophyta; Magnoliopsida; Ericales; Ericaceae
Exons: 3
Coding region: 186-1541 (451 amino acids)
Source: RefSeq, a predicted model, not a curated record